This is a messenger RNA of Dovyalis caffra, 243 nucleotides long. NCBI's taxonomy places the organism in Eukaryota, Viridiplantae, Streptophyta, Magnoliopsida, Malpighiales, Salicaceae. The record is from the annotation of a GenBank genome assembly.
AUGGAAGUCGGUUUGUAUGGGUUUGUGAGGUAUAGAGAGAGGGGACUGGUGUUGAGGGUUGUUAUGAAGGUUAGGGAGAGUGAGGAGAGUUUAGUGGAGCUUGGGAGGAGGAGAUGGUGGGGUUGUAACGGGAAGUUAGAGCGUGAGGAAGAGGCUAGUUGUGGAGGCUUAGGUAGUAGUCUUAGAAGGUUUGUGAGUGGCUAUUUUAGGCAAGGGAGGAGAUGGCCUAGUGUGGUUUUGUGA